AUGGGUCUGACGUUGCGGGAUAUCGGGUCACCUAUGACGGAAGACAGUGAAUUUGAUGGCGGUGGUGGUGCGCCUCCGAGUCCCAGCACUCUCACUGAUAUCAUUCUCACACUGCAUGCGUCGCUGUAUGGUGCCAAACGCAGUGCGGAAGAAAUCAAAGAAAUGGUCUGGAGAUACUAUGAUUCCAAUGCAGUGUUCGAUAGCCCGUUUGUGUCUGCACAUGGUUCGAACCGCAUCAUUGACCAAUUUAUGAUGGCUUUCUCACUACCAGGUUUGGACGUUCGAUCCGAGCUGCGUGAUGUGAUCUGCAGUGACUUUGAAUUCGAUGGUACACGCGCAGGCAUCAUUGAUCAUACAGUGACUGUGACAUUCUUUCCCAAUAUCUUUGGGCGGCCACGGCAAACGCCGCUCAGUGGUCGCUUCACCCCUGGCCCGCUGGCCAGUCAAGGGAGUAUUACCCCGCAUCCCUUCUUAAACUACCCGAUGUCAUCAGGUGAUCACCAUGGUCCUGUGCGCCGCCGUACAGGGAUGUCCUACGUGCAAAGUCCACUCACCCCUUCAACACCGUUUUUGAACGCACCUACCAGCGCGAGUGGGUCGAAUAGCAUGCAUUCUUCACGUCCUCGGACGCCCGGUUGGGUACAGGAGUCGUCUCUUUCAGCGCCUGGACUCGCUACAUCAAAUGGGGCCUUGGAUUCCUCGCCGGUGCAAGCUUCGCGGGGUGAUAGUGUACCCAUGGAAGCAUUGCCAGAGCAGGAAAGGCAUGAAGUGCCGCCACUUGCCGCGUUAUCAAGCGGUAUGCCACAGGAUGCCGUCAAAUCGCACUGGACCGCACCGCAAGGCCUGGGCCGUCGUCCUCUCUGGGUUCUCAUAUAUGAUAUCCUUCAUCCACUUGAAAUCCUUCGGGCGUUUUUCUCUGUGGAAUUACGUAUCUUUAGCCGUCUGGAAUUCAAUGAAGCUGGACGAAUUGUACGCCAUGAAGACACAUGGAGUGUACGGGAGCUGGUGGAUGGUACACUGCCUUUCCUUUCCUUAUUCUACAACCUGCAACGAUUUUUGACGGGGCUGUUCAUGUCUUGGCUUAUUCAUAUGUGGCGCUGA
Malassezia pachydermatis is the source of this 1101-nucleotide messenger RNA. RefSeq lists its product as hypothetical. NCBI's taxonomy places the organism in Eukaryota, Fungi, Basidiomycota, Malasseziomycetes, Malasseziales, Malasseziaceae. The record is from RefSeq and is a predicted model, not a curated record. The coding region runs from base 1 to 1101 and encodes 366 amino acids. The transcript has 3 exons.